AUGUGUGAUAGCGCAACCACUGGAUGCUUUCUGACUAGGAGCAGCCACCGAAAAGAAAAUGGAAGAUCAGUUCCUGAUGUUACCGCCAGCCCUGGUCGUGCGCCUCCGGGCCCCUUGCCGGCGAAUCAGAUGCAAUCGUUGGCCAAUCAGCAGCAACAACAGCCCCAACACCAUCAACAACAACAACAUCAACAACAGCAACAACAACAACGACCUGGAGGCAAGGAACCGGUGUUGCUGCAGGGUGAUUUUCGCAAGGUAUCGGGCAUCAGUUCGGAGAUCUUUCGGCAGAUAGAAGCAGUCGAAAAUGAUCACGAUCCGAACACGGCAGCCGCUUUGGAGGCGGUUGAGAGGAGGGGUGAAAUGAUUGUUCGUAUUCUGGAACCCCGAUGUAUCGGUGGCAAACAAGCCGUGGAGGCAGCUCAUAAAUUGAUGUCUAAGGGAGAUGCCCGACACACAGUACAGCUUGUUGAGAUAGUUAAGCGUCCAGGACAAACUUUGGGCUUAUACAUACGCGAGGGCAAUGGAGCUGAUCGUACCGAUGGUGUUUUCAUUUCUAGAAUAGCUUUGGAGUCUGCGGUCUAUAAUAGCGGCUGCCUGAGGGUGGGCGAUGAGAUCCUGGCCGUUAAUUUGGUUGACGUAACUCACAUGUCAUUGGAUGAUGUCGUAAUUAUUAUGUCAAUUCCCCGGCGUUUGGUGUUGGCAAUACGCCAAAGACGCGACAGUCGCAGCACUGGAUCUCCGGGACCGCCAACGUUAUCGCGACCAGAACAAAAGCCACCGCCAGUAGUCGUUAUCAAACGUGAUCUCAGAGAUGAAGACUUAGAUGAGACAGAUCGCAUGCCAAGAUCCCGAUCAUCACGCGAAAGACGUACAGGAGAUGGCAGAGAAAUGACAGAGUCCCGCUCGCGCCUCGGCUUGGGUCUCAAUAACUACAGCCCACAGUCUGAGCAAUUGGACAUGUAUUACAAUACACGUGCUGGCGUGAGUGCGAUGAACGAACCUCCAAGUUGGGGCUAUAAGCCACCGCCACCACCAUCGGUCAUCACGGAACAGCCUAAGGGGCAUGCUUUUGCUCCUUCGCAUGCGUAUUAUCAAAAUGCUGGUACACUGGAGAGUUUGGCCGAGAAGGUACACGCUUUCUAUCCGAGUGGACCAUCUAGGCGUAUGUCGACUGGCACCGGUGUUGGUUUAGCGCAGCAGCAUGCGCGCUUUCCACGCUCUGGAUCAGAUCAACAUUUACCACGUGUGGAAUAUACAGAUUAUUCGAACUCCUUGGGUCGACAUUCCUUAUUGCGUUCUAGUUUGAAACCGGGUACCGGUGCGGCACCUAUAGCAGUUGGAGGAACUCUGGGACGCUAUGGGCGCUAUGAACCACCGCGUCAAUCCUCAAAAUAUGCACCACCAAAUAUAGGCGCACAAUCGCUUACUCGCCGCUCGCGACCGAAUCUGGACUAUUCCAGUGACACGGAAGCAACUAUAGGACCCAGACCAAGUUACUACUACUAUAAUAGACCUGCUGUGGGUAGCAUGCCACGCGGCACCAGCACAGCAGGUGUGGGUGGAGCCGGGUUACUUGGAGUUGGGCCAGAUAUGGCGAAAUUCAAUUCACUGCCACGUGAACGUCCGGGCGUGCGUCUACAGGGUAUACGUACACGCAUCGGCGAUCGCAUUAUGGAUGAGAGUGACGGUAAUAUAUCAGCACCGGAAUUCAAUGCUCGUCGCGACCGUGAUCUGAGAUCACGAAUUACGGCGAGCCCUUCAAUUUUCACUUCGGACGAGUACCGAGCGUGGUUGAGGCGAGCACCCAGUAGUUCAGCUAUAGCGGAGCAAAUGCGUAUGACGCGAGAUCUGCUAAGCCAGCCUCGAUCACACCGAUUUUCAUGUAGCGCCGAGAAUAUACACGAUGCACUGAAAAAUACUGAAAGCAUUUACUCCAGUCGAACGGGAAUACUCGGAACUGGUACAUUGGAUCGACACCUCGGCAUGCCACGCCCCAUUUCAGCAUUACCAGUCCGUUCGAUGUCAUCGCAGCACAUUGGGGGCCCAUCAUCGAUACGUUCGCCAAGUAUACGGCGCAUGCGGCAGCUGCUCGAACUUUCCGCAGGACCGGCUAGUCCAAGCGGUAGCAUUAUGAGCACUGGUGGCCAUCAAAGUCCGGCGCCGACGCCUAGUGCCACACUACCCAGAACGCACAGACAAAUUGAUAUUAAUCCAGCGGAGUUUGCCAAGUACAAACUCGACAAACCGAUAGUCGAUAUUGGUGGUAUAUCGGGCAUGUUGUGGAUCCAUUUGCUUGCGGGCCGUGGUUUACGUUCGGCACCCGAACUAGGCGCACAGCACGUCGGGGGCCCACAUCAUGCAGCGCAAUCUCAGACACGUGAUCUAUAUUGUGUGAUCGAAUGCGAUCGUGUGCAUAAAGCACGCACAGUGGUGCGAUCCGGUGAUCUCCAAUUCGACUGGGACGAGUCUUUCGAGUUGGACUUGGUUGGCAAUAAACAGCUGGAUGUAUUAGUUUACUCGUGGGAUCCACAACAUCGUCACAAGUUAUGUUAUCGCGGCGCCAUCUCACUUUCCAUUCUGCGACAAUCACCGCUCCAUCAGUUAGCGUUGAAGGUGGAACCACGUGGCACUAUUUACAUACGAAUGCGUCAUACAGAUCCCAUUACCUUGUAUCGAAGGCGCGGUUUGCCUAGUCUAAGGGCUGGAUAUCCCAUAUUGUUCGGCGCUGAUUUAGAGACAGUGGUGAAUCGUGAAUCUAAGGGUGCUCCUGGAAGUGCACCUGUGCCAAUUGUUCUGCGACGUUGUGUAGAGGAGGUUGAGCGACGUGGGCUGGACAUAAUUGGUCUAUACCGUUUGUGUGGUUCAGCAACGAAAAAGCGUCUGCUACGAGAGGCGUUUGAGCGCAAUAGUCGUGCCGUGGAAUUGAGCCCCGAACAUGUUCCUGAUAUUAAUGUUAUAACCGGCGUGCUCAAGGACUACCUAAGAGAGUUGCCGGAACCGCUGUUUACGCGAUGUCUCUUCCAGAUGACUGUCGAUGCUUUAGCUGUUUGCCUGCCAGACGACCCUGAGGGCAAUGCAAAACUAAUGCUCAGCAUACUAGAUUGCCUACCCAGGGCAAAUAGGGCCACCUUAGUAUUCCUGCUCGAUCACUUGUCGCUCGUUGUAUCCAAUUCUGAGCGGAAUAAGAUGUCAGCUCAAGCUUUGGCCACCGUUAUGGGUCCUCCAUUGAUGCUACACGCCGCUAAUGCUCAGCCGGGUUCGGAAAUCGAUCAUGCCCAACCAAUUGCCGUGCUGAAAUAUCUACUGCAGAUUUGGCCACAGCCGCAAGCGCAGCAUCUCCAGGCGCCCACUGGCGGCAUCGGUAGUGCGGCUGGCUUAAUGGGCAGCAUGGUCGGUGUGGGCGGUGGUUUGGCGGGUGCGGGCAGUAUGAGCAACAUGGCGGGCGCUGUUUCAGGUCGGCGCGGCGAGUCAACAGGGCAGCGUGGAAGCAAAGUCAGUGCGUUGCAAGCGGACAGACAACUUCUACUGCAGCAGCAGCAGCAGCUCAUGGCGGCGGGCAAUCUUCUACGCUCGUCCACUUCGGUAACCAACAUACUCUCACAAGGCCAUCAUCCGCUCUCAGCCACAGUCAACAGUCAUCUGUAUCAAUCAGUAGUGGGUCAGUUAGCUCAAUCGCCUCGAGCCUUGCAACAAGCGGUGCAACAGCCCCAUCAAUUGGCGGGCUCAGCGGCCUCAGCAAUUCUCGACCAAUCGCCACUGCCACUUCCAGGCACACCCUCCCCAGGCAGUAGUUCGGCAUCGACCGGCUCCGGUUCGGGAUCCGGUAAAAGUACUGAUACAAUAAAACGCGGAGCAUCGCCCUCCUCCGUCAAGCAUGUGAAAAUCCAAGAAUCCUCCAGCUCAUAUUCCAUAGCACAGAAGAAAUCAACAAAAGAUUCACCAAUCGAUGAUAAUUCGCUCUCUGUAGCAGCUAUUCCAACAACAACUAUACAAACAGCAACAAGAAGAGGCGUCGAAUUUCUCCAAACGCACAAACCUCAGUUAAAGGGUGAUGAAAGCAGUUACUCGAAAUAUGGCGAGCUGGGGAUGAAAACGCGUACAGCUUUUAGCGAAUCGAGCACUUAUGGUACUGGCAAGGCGGCACUUUCGACUCUAUCAACCGAAGAUUACAAAGCGAUGCGUAACAAAUCGAGUGCUACAUCCUCCUCUUCAUCAUCGCAAGCGACGGUUUUGAGUGCCGCUGGUUCUACUGCCACUUCAGCACCGACAACAUCAUCAGAUGAUUCUGACGAUUUAAUCUCAUAUAAAUCUUCGGCGUCUACGAAUGCGUUGCUAGCACAAUCUCAGGCCAUGACUACAUCUCAGCUUAUGUCCAAGUAUCUGAAGAGGGAACCGCGUGUUCAAUUUACGCCCAUAAAAUCUCCCGAUUCGCCUUCUCCACCCGAUAGUGAUGGUCUGCCUAAAGGCGUCUACCACCUAACCACAUCGAAUGGCAAAACGGGCGCAUCAACAGGUGCCAUUAGUAAACAUUCAGCAGCGAGUACGGGAGAUCCAAAUGCAAGUAGUAACCACAAAGGCGCAUCCCCAUCUAGACAACUAAGUGGCAAAGAACCAACAGUAUCAGCAUCAACAUCAUCGUCAACAUCAUCAUACACAGCACAAUCAACUUCAUCAUUUGUAUCGACUGGCAGGAGGCUAUUUGAUAGUUUAGCAUCAUCGGAAGCAGAGGGACGACCUCAAGCGGGGACCGCCAGCACAACAAUAGCAGCAAUGUCUGCAACAUAUAAUGAUAGUAAAAGUGUAGCGAGUAGUCAUAUUAGUAAUAAGAAUCAAAGUUCAGAACACAGAAGUUAUGGUACUAAUCUGUUCGGAAGUAGUGGGCAUAGUGGCACAAGUCCUUUUGCCACAAACGGUAAUGCGACAAAUGGCACCCACAAUGCUAUGCAUAUUUACGGUACACUACCCAAAAACGGUCCAAUCGCUAGUGCAACAGGUAAUGGUUCCUCGAGUGGCGCAGCUGGAAUGUACAGUUCCACCACAUCCGCCUCGUACUAUUCGGGGUCGUCGGGCGGCCACACAGCUAGUAGUAGUGGUGUGAGCUCAAUGACUGGUUCGACCACCAGUUACGAUUAUUACAAUACCAGUUCAACCUCGUAUACAUCAGCGGCUAGCACGCGAUCCUAUGGUAACGGCGGCACUAAUGGUGGGGGAAAUUAUCACACUUUGGGUACAUACAGGGUACAAUAUGCAGCCACUAAUCCUUUUCUAGACGCAUUCGAAGCACCGAGCAAUAGUAAUAGUGCAGGUAAUGGAGCUGCGAGUGUACAUGGUAGUGGCAAUAAUGGCGGCAAUGGUGGGCAUGGCUAUAGGAACAAUGAACAUCAGCAGGGUAAUGGGGGGAGUAGCAGUGGUCAUCAACGAACGUCGCUGCUGGCCGCUUUGCAUGGCAGCGAUUCAAAGAAUGGCAGUGAUGAGUUCGAUGAUUUGAAGUAA
Messenger RNA from Anastrepha obliqua, 5496 nucleotides. RefSeq names its product rho GTPase-activating protein 100F (gene RhoGAP100F). The record is from RefSeq and is a predicted model, not a curated record. The transcript is spliced from 12 exons. Gene Ontology annotation, molecular function: protein binding. The coding region runs from base 1 to 5496 and encodes 1831 amino acids. Lineage: Eukaryota; Metazoa; Arthropoda; Insecta; Diptera; Tephritidae. Gene Ontology annotation, biological process: signal transduction.